Molecule: messenger RNA, 1074 nt
Organism: Penicillium psychrosexuale
Lineage: Eukaryota; Fungi; Ascomycota; Eurotiomycetes; Eurotiales; Aspergillaceae
Exons: 3
Coding region: 1-1074 (357 amino acids)
Source: RefSeq, a predicted model, not a curated record
AUGCCUCCCAAAUCUUCCGCCCGUAAGGGCGUCAAGAAGGAGAGAGCUAACAAAAGCUCCCUGACAGGAAUGCCUAAGACAGAGCCCUCUACUGGAACCCAUACCCCAAGUGAGUACUGGAAUCAGCUUACAGACCUUCUGGCUUUCUUCGAUGAUGCUACACAAUACAGCGCUAAUCCUUACGUCUUUGGUACAGAGAUCAAAGCUGAGGUGUCUUCUCCCACUCCCGCUUUUUUCGCCAAUGAUGAGAACGAGAGUGAGUACAAUUUUGACAUGACUCCUGUCCCAGGCCCGAUCUCGAACUUACUGCCAUGUAUCGGGGAUUAUUUUACCUUAUGCCACGCUCCCACUGCCGAUCCCACUGGCUACCCUAUCUUUGUUUCCCGAAAUGGACGCUGGGACUGGUAUUAUCUUUCCUCUAACAACAAGACUACAGAGUCUCCCGCUACCCCCGCCAAUGAUACAACGAACUUGAAUACAAAGAACACAAAAAAGUCGUCCCCUCUCAGUGUCAAAAUGGAGGAUAUCCCCGAGGCCAAUCCGAGGAUCCAGCGACCGAGCAAUCCCGUCUCCAGCACAUUCUCUGACAACCUGGGCCACUUGAUCUUCACACGCGGUGUCCGCGACAGCGACGAUGAUAUCUCAUCGGUACCCUCGCUAGUUGAAAACAUAGCCGAGCAAGCCAGGACCGCGAAGCAUGUGAGGUUCUUCAUGAACACUUCCCACAACAAACACUUCAUCCCCAUUGAAGUACCCUCCCUCCUUGGCAACGAGAACUGGGAAUACUGGUUGGCCGCCAUGCUCCUGCUCUUCCGCCAACACUCGGUGUGGCCUACUGUGACUGCGGAGCUUCAGCCACUAUCCCCUAGUCACAAUCUGUACCUAUGGUACCAGCGCAUGCGCGAUUGUGCAAUCGAGCUAAUAUAUGCCAACGUCUCCGAGGAGGUCCGCAAGACUCCUUGUUUCAUCAGCACCGUGCGCGACGAUGAUCCGAAUGUUUUGAUGCGCCACCUGUACGCUCACUAUGCCUCAUCUGAUUCGGAUCACUCUUAUGACGAGUCUGAGCUUGAUUAG